GUGGAGAUGGUGACGAAACAGCGUCGAAGUAGCAAAUUCGUAAAGCGAAGUUCACAAUCUCUGACGUUCAAGUGAAAAAAAGCGCGCUUUCACCAAACUCUCAACUCCUUUCUUAAAUAAAUGCCACAGACUUCGAUCAUAUGUUCUUAAUUCAUUCCCCUUCAAAACCAAGUUCUCACCUUUAUGUUCUCUUUCUCAUUCUGGGUUCAGUGUUGGUGAGGUGUGAGAGUAAUCAAGUUCUCACCUUUCGUCUCUUUCUCGUUCUGGGUCCAGGUUUGGUAAGCUGUGAGUGUGAGGGCUUCAAGUUAUCACCUUUUUCUCUUUCUCGUUCUGGGUUCAGGGCUGGUGUGGUGUGGUGUGAGGGUUUCAAAUUUUCAGUCUUGAUACGUCUAUUGAGAGAUUUCAUCACAGAUGAUGAAUCUUGGGUUAGUCGAAAUUACUCUGCUUUGCUGUCUCUUUGUCUCUUUCCGUAUUGAUUCCGUCUCCUCUCUAAACUCGGAAGGUUCGGCUUUGCUUUCGCUUCUCAAUCACUUCGACGCGGUACCAAUUGAAGUAAACUCGACGUGGAAGAAGAACACAUCUGAAACCACUCCGUGUCACUGGUUUGGUGUCACUUGUGAUAAACUAAGUAACGUCGAGAUUCUUAAUCUGAGUACGUCUGGUCUUUCAGGGCAACUAGGUUCUGAAAUCGGGGAGCUUAAGAGCUUGUUCACUCUGGAUCUGAGUGGCAAUAGUUUAUCUGGUUCUCUACCUUCCAGUUUAGGUAAGUGUACCUUACUUGACUACUUGGAUUUGUCUGAUAAUAGAUUUUCCGGAGAGAUUCCAGACAGUUUCGGUAGCAUGAAGAACUUGAGGCUUGUGUAUCUUACUUCAAACUCUUUCAGUGGUGAGUUGCCUCAAUUCUUGUUCCAGCUUCCCUUGUUAGAAGUGCUGAAUCUUGAACGCAACAAUCUUACCGGUUUGAUUCCUGCAAGUGUUGGUGGGUUGAAAGAGCUUGUAGAUCUCACCUUAUCUCACAAUGAGUUGUCUGGUCCCAUCCCUGAGUCUAUUGGGAACUGCAGUAAGCUGGAAUAUCUCUACUUGAACAAGAACAAGCUAAAUGGUUCUUUACCGGAAAGUCUCAACCUGCUCAAGAAUCUAAACGAAGUGUUUGUCAGUAACAACAGCCUUGGAGGCAGGAUUCGUUUCGGUUCAAGAAAGUGCAACAAGUUGGUGAAGUUAGACCUCUCCUACAAUGAUUUUGAAGGUGGUAUUCCUCCUGAGAUUGGCAAUUGCAGUAACCUUGAGGCUUUGCGCAUCAUCGACUGCAACUUAACUGGUAACGUUCCAUCAUCCUUGGGUAUGUUAAAGAAGGUUACUGAAAUAAACCUUGGAGAUAAUCGUCUCUCUGGGAAUAUCCCUCACGAGCUUGGGAACUGCAGCAGCUUACAUACUUUGAAGCUGAACGGCAACCAGCUCCAAGGAGAGAUACCACCUGCAUUGGGCAAGCUAAGGAAGCUACAAAGUCUGGAGCUUUUCGAGAACAAGCUGUCUGGUGAGAUUCCUAUCAGCGUGUGGAAGAUUCAGAGUCUGACACAGAUGGUCGUUCACAACAACACUCUCACCGGGGAACUACCAGUUGAAAUUACUGAGCUGAAGAAUCUCAAGAAGCUUUUGAUGUUUAACAACAGCUUUUAUGGAGGGAUACCUAUGAGUUUGGGCUUGAAUAGAAGCUUAGAGGAGGUGGAUCUUAUUGAUAACAGAUUUACAGGGGAGAUACCUCCCAAUCUCUGCCAUGGACAGAAGUUGAAGUUUUUUAACUUGGGUUCUAAUCAGCUUCAUGGUAGCAUACCACCGUCUAUUGGUCAGUGUAAGACACUCGAGAGAAUCUGGCUUGGAGGAAACAAGCUUUCUGGUGUUCUUCCGGAGUUUCCUGAGACUCACAGUCUUGAGUUUGUGGAAAUCAAAGGCAACAACAUUGAAGGAUCCAUCCCUCGCAGCCUGGGAAGCUGUAAAAAGCUCCAGACAGUCGACUUUUCUCAAAACAAACUCACUAGUCUAAUACCUCAAGAAUUGGGGAAUCUGCAAAACCUGGGACGGUUGAAUCUUUCACACAACCGCCUGGAAGGUACUCUGCCAUCUCAGCUAUCAGGCUGUGUGAAAAUGCUGGAGUUUGAUGUCGGCUCCAACUCACUUAACGGUUCUGUUCCUUCAAGUUUCAGCAGCUGGAGAAGCUUGACUACUUUGGUUCUCAGCGAUAAUCAGUUCUCAGGAACCAUUACACCGUUCUUGGCAGGGCUUGACCGCCUGUUACAUCUCCGGGUAGCUCGAAAUGCUUUUGGAGGAGGUGAGAUUCCUUCCUCUCUUGGCUUAUUAAAGCACCUGAACAGCUUAGACCUCAGUGGAAACGGAUUCACCGGUGAGAUUCCAGCCUUUCUUGGGGGUCUUGUCGAUCUCUUACGUCUCAACAUAUCCAAUAAUAAGUUGACAGGGAACUUAUCUGUUCUUCAAAGUCGUAGUUUCUUUCAGCUUGAUGUCUCUAAUAAUCAGCUCACUGGUCCAAUACCGGAAAUGCUGAUAAAUAGUUCAUCAGUAUUCACCGGAAACCCAAGCCUCUGCAUUCAACGUUCUCACUCAGUAAGUGCACUGAUCCGUAAAGAGUUUAAAACUUGCAAAGGUCAAGAAGCCAAACUAAGCACCUGGAUGAUUGCUCUUAUAGCAGUUGGUUCCUUUCUAUCUGCAUUGGCUUUGAUCUUUGCUCUAGUUUUUAUUAUUAUCUGCUGCAAAAGAGGAGUCAAGACGGAAGACACUCCUGUCCUCGACGAGGAAGAAGGCCUUUCCCUCUUGCUUAACAAAGUUCUCACAGCCACUGAGAAUCUAGACGACAAGUACAUCAUCGGAAGAGGAGCUCAUGGAGUUGUUUACAAAGCCUCGUUAGCCCCAGGCGAAGAAUACGCCGUGAAGAAACUCAUCUUUGCAGAAAGCGUACGUGCAAACCAGAAUAUGAAGAGGGAGAUCGAGACGAUCGGGCAAGUCAGGCACAGGAACCUCGUUCGGUUGGAAAGGUUUUGGAUCAGAAAAGAAAACGGCCUGAUGCUGUACAAGUACAUGCCCAAUGGAAGCCUACACGACGUUCUGCACAGAGGUAACCAAGGAGAAACGGUUCUUGACUGGUCUACACGGUUCAACAUAGCCCUUGGGAUCGCACACGGGCUAGAGUAUUUACACCAUGACUGUCAUCCAGCAAUCAUCCACCGUGACAUCAAACCAGAGAACAUACUCAUGGACUCGGAGAUGGAGCCUCACAUUGGAGAUUUCGGAUUGGCUAGGAUUCUAGAUGACUCGACUAUUUCAACAGCAACCAUCACAGGCACCACUGGUUACAUUGCACCAGAAAAUGCGUACAAAACGGUGAGAUGCAAGGAAUCAGAUGUUUAUAGUUAUGGAGUUAUUUUGCUCGAGCUGAUAACGGGAAAGAGAGCAGUCGACAGAUCUUUCCCUGAGGAGACAGAUAUCGUGAGCUGGGUCAGAUCUGUGUUAAGCAGCUACGAGGAUGAUGACGAUGAUACUGUUGGUCCAAUCGUUGAUCCAAGGCUUGAGGAUGAGCUUCUGGAUACAAAGCUUAGAGAACAAGCAAUUCUACUUACAGACUUGGCACUUGUGUGUACAGACAAGAGGCCAGAGAACAGACCGUCAAUGAGAGAUGUGGUGAAAGAGUUGACUGAUGUGAAAGAUCUUGUGAGAAGCACUUCUGGCUCAGUUCAAUAGUUUCAGUAUUUUACAGGUUUAUAGUAGCAGUAAGAGUGGAGAGUAUCUUGAUAUUAUAUCUGUAACUACUAAUACUGAUAUAUUAUAAAGUAAGGAUUAGUAAUACUGAAGAUCUGAGAA
Messenger RNA from Raphanus sativus (radish), 3867 nucleotides. Its product is annotated as leucine-rich repeat receptor-like protein kinase PEPR2. Lineage: Eukaryota; Viridiplantae; Streptophyta; Magnoliopsida; Brassicales; Brassicaceae. Gene Ontology annotation, biological process: protein phosphorylation. Gene Ontology annotation, molecular function: protein binding; protein kinase activity; ATP binding. Bases 412 to 3747 code for a protein of 1111 amino acids. The transcript has 2 exons. The record is from RefSeq and is a predicted model, not a curated record.